GGUGGUUAAGCGUGCGUUUUAUUUUCAACGAGACGCUUGUAACUAAUGUAAACUAUGGCGGCGGCAAAAUACAGCCUGUGGACCGUCCCGAAAUUGAAGGCUGAACUGAGCAUUAAGGGUGCAGUAAUCACAGGAAGAAAGGCAGAUCUGAUUGAUAGACUGGUUGCAUAUGACAGAAAUCAUAAUUUCAAACCCCCCAUCAUAGAAAUUCCAGAAGCUACAGAUAUAGAAUGGCCAAAACAUGGAUAUAAGCAGCUUAUAGCAGAUCAUAGAUUGGUAUUUUCCAAAGUGACCAGAGAGCAAAUUGAUGGCUAUUUUUUUAUUUAGAUUAGCAGGCGAUAAGCAGGUGAAUGGCGACAUUAAGGCAUUGGAGAAAGGCAGAGAUUUGCUACAAGCGAAAAAAAUCCUGGCUUGUUCUGUACUUAUUCUUGUUGAUGGUAUUUUUCUAAGUGGUAUUGUUGGUGCAGCCAUGAAAAAACAGGUAUCUUACAACUAUCAUAUCAAACUUGACAAAUCUGGCAGCCCAGUUAAUUCAAAGUGUGAAUGUCCAGCAGGAAAGGGUCCCAAUACCACCUGCAAGCAUGUUGCUGCAGUGCUGUUAAUGGCUAAUAUUUUCUCUAAUACUGGAGAAAUUUCAAUACAGAAAUCAUGUACAGAAGGUUUUCAGACUUUUCAACAACCAAAGACAUAUUACAAUGGUGCUCCAGUGAAAAUUGAAAAACUUGCUAAAAGAAAACCUACAGAAAUAUUAGAGGACCCAAGACCACAGAAGUACAGAAAUAUGGAAGGGUUUACAGACCAUGUCAGAAACACCAUGAUUAAUUUUUGCUCUCAAUCAUCUCAAGACUUUACACUGAGAUAUAUUUUUCCUGCAGCUGAUAUAGAGUUAGAUUUAUGCACAUUUCUUCUUUAA
Messenger RNA from Mytilus californianus (California mussel), 913 nucleotides. RefSeq lists its product as uncharacterized. Lineage: Eukaryota; Metazoa; Mollusca; Bivalvia; Mytilida; Mytilidae. The record is from RefSeq and is a predicted model, not a curated record. The coding region runs from base 308 to 913 and encodes 201 amino acids. Gene Ontology annotation, molecular function: zinc ion binding. The transcript has 6 exons.